Molecule: messenger RNA, 1386 nt
Organism: Effrenium voratum
Lineage: Eukaryota; Dinophyceae; Suessiales; Symbiodiniaceae
Source: the annotation of a GenBank genome assembly
AUGUUGAGUUCGCUCUUCGAAGACCUUGCGCUCGGACGCAUUUCUGUGGGCGACGCGGAGGCGCUAGCGCUGGAGGUGAAGACGCUGGGGAACCAGGCCAAGCGGGAGAAGAGCCCGGAGCUCUAUGAGGAAGUGGCAGGUGCCGCCCUGCGCUGGGCCGCGAGCGCGGACCCCGAGGCUGCGGCCAGGGCGCUGCUGUGCUACGCCUGGGCGCAGCAGCAGCUGAGCCGAGGCGUAGAUGAGGCGCGGACCCUGGGCCUCGCUCUGACCAGGGAUGGGCGGCUGCAAAAGCAGCUGCAGGCGUUGCCGAGCGGCAGCUGCUCCGCGCUGCUGGUGCUGCCAAGUGAAGCCGCAGAAGCGGCGGAUCCACAGAGGCCGGUGUAUGUGCUGGAAGCGGACAGACACUGGCGCCUACUGCCCUGCCCGAGGCGCUUCGCUUGGCUCAUCUACGGCGAGUCGCGGCUGGCCUUGGGGAAGCCGGCGGCGCCGGCGGAUCCGGCGCUGGAGGCGCUGCAGCUGACGCCGCUGAAGCUGGAGGACGCAGAUGCCAUGGGUGGGGUGGAGCUGGCAGCAGAGGCCCUGAAGUCCGGGCGCGGCUGCUUCGCCCACUCCGACUCUACCUCCGCCCUGGGCCUCUUCGCAGCCUGCUUCAUCUGCAAGUACGGCUUCGGCUUCCCAGACUGGGAUCCCAGCCAGCCUGCCCACAGUGCAGCAGAGGCCAUUGAGCUGAUUCAAGGCCUGCAGGGCAAGGAUUCCAUCACUGGCCAAGAGGAGCAGGUGAUGCUCUUCGAGCGCCUAGGUCGAGGACUCCGAGGGCGCAUUGACGACCGGCUUCGAAAAGCAGUACCGCAAGAUGAAGAUACCAAGGGUUCAUCCACAAGUCCGGACGCCGAAGGCGGUCUUUGGUCCGAGCUGAUGCUGGGCCGAGCGCGGAAAAGCUGCGCAGCGGUGGUGCAGACAGAGACCGCCAAGGGCUUGAAGGUGGUGCAUCAGCCGGGCGACGGCAACUGCCUCUUCCACUCCCUGGCCUAUGGCUUGGGCAAGGAGAAGGCGGCGAGUUUGCGACGCCGCGUCUGCGACUUCAUGCAAAAGAACCCACAGUUGGAGAUCUCCGGGUCAUCGCUGACGGAGUGGAUUGAGAUGACUUCCCAGUCCUCCGUGGACAGCUACGCCUCAAAGAUGCGCCGCGGCGGCGAGUGGGGCGGCGCGCCAGAGAUCGCCGUGUGCGCGCGCAUGGCGGAAAUCGACGUGCAGGUCUACGAGCCAGGUAGUGAAGGCUUCGACCUCAUCGCAUCCUUUCCUGGGAAUGAGCAGGGGACGCCGACGCCCAAAGUGGUGCGAGUGUUGUACACGGGCCGUCUUCACUACGACGCUUUGACUGAGUAA